AUGCCACCCAUCCUCCAGCGCCUGCAGCAGGCCACCAAGAUGAUGAGCCGCCGGAAAAUCCUGCUGCUGGUUCUAGGGUGCAGCACCGUAAGCCUUCUCAUCCACCAGGGGGCGCAGCUCAGCUGGUACCCCAAGCUGUUCCCCCUGAGCUGCCCUCCUCUGCGGAACUCGCCGCCGCGCCCCAAGCACAUGACCGUGGCCUUCCUGAAGACUCACAAGACGGCAGGCACGACGGUGCAGAACAUCCUGUUCCGCUUCGCCGAGCGCCACAACCUGACAGUGGCCCUGCCGCACCCGAGCUGCGAGCACCAGUUCUGCUACCCGCGCAACUUCUCGGCGCACUUCGUGCACCCGGCCACGCGGCCGCCGCACGUGCUGGCCAGCCACCUGCGCUUCGACCGUGCGGAGCUGGAGCGCCUCAUGCCGCCCGGCACCGUCUAUGUCACCAUCCUUCGCGAACCGGCCGCCAUGUUCGAGUCACUCUUCAGUUACUACAACCAAUACUGCCCGGCCUUCCGGCGUGUGCCCAACGCCUCGCUCGAGGCCUUCCUGCGCACGCCCGAGGCCUACUACCGCGCCGGCGAGCACUUCGCCAUGUUCGCACACAACACGCUGGCCUACGACCUGGGCGGCGACAAUGAGCGCAGUCCGCGCGACGACGCCGCCUACCUGGCGGGCCUCAUCCGCCAGGUGGAGGAGGUUUUCUCGCUCGUCAUGAUCGCCGAGUACUUCGACGAGUCCCUAGUGCUGCUGCGGCGCCUGCUGGCCUGGGACCUGGACGACGUGCUCUACGCCAAGCUCAACGCGCGCGCCGCCAGCUCGCGCCUGGCCGCCAUCCCCGCGGCGCUGGCGCGGGCGGCGCGCACCUGGAACGCCCUGGACGCCGGCCUCUACGACCACUUCAACGCCACCUUCUGGCGCCGCGUGGCGCGCGCCGGCCGCGCGUGCGUGGAGCGCGAGGCUCGCGAGCUGCGCGAGGCCCGCCAGCGCCUACUGCGGCGCUGCUUUGGGGAUGAGCCAGUGCUGCGGCCUGCCGCGCAGAUCCGCACCAAGCAGCUGCAGCCGUGGCAGCCCAGCCGCAAGGUGGACAUUAUGGGCUACGACCUGCCUGGCGGCGGCGCCGGCCUGGCCACCGAGGCCUGCCUCAAGCUGGCCAUGCCCGAGGUCCAGUACUCGAACUACCUGCUGCGCAAGCAGAAGCGCCGGGGCGGUGCGCGGGCUCGGCCCGAGCCCGUCCUGGACAAUCCCCCGCCUCGGCCCAUCCGAGUGCUGCCUCGCGGCCCUCAGGGUCCCUGA
Rhinopithecus roxellana (golden snub-nosed monkey) is the source of this 1296-nucleotide messenger RNA. RefSeq names its product galactose-3-O-sulfotransferase 3 (gene GAL3ST3). Gene Ontology annotation, molecular function: galactosylceramide sulfotransferase activity. Lineage: Eukaryota; Metazoa; Chordata; Mammalia; Primates; Cercopithecidae. The transcript is spliced from 2 exons. The record is from RefSeq and is a predicted model, not a curated record. Bases 1 to 1296 code for a protein of 431 amino acids. Gene Ontology annotation, cellular component: membrane. Gene Ontology annotation, biological process: glycolipid biosynthetic process.